GAAACCACCCUAAUACCAUCGACAACCCAUUCGUCCAUUGCACUGGAGGUGCUAAGGCAACAAUCUAGAUCAAUAGCAGCUCUUCGAAGGAAAUCCCAUCUCAAGUUGACGAAAUGGGGCGACACCAAAGCAGCCGAAGAAGGAGACGAAGGAAAAAAGCUUCACUUUGUCAGCCCAGCUAGACGAAAAUCUGUCCUAGGGCCAAUUUUGAGUAAAAUCAAAAAUAAUGCAGCCGAUUCUGACAGCGAGAAAAAGGGCAGUGAUGGUCAUGUUAUCGUUCAGAUUGAAUCCGCCAAAAGAGUGAAAAGACACAGCAUCCAUGGAAUGAUGGAAGAAGAAAACAUUAUUCGUCCCCAUCAGGAGAUUCGUCAGCUAACUUUGGAGGAAAAGAAAUUUCUUUUAGCUGUUGAACGUGGUGACAUGGCUGGAACUCGACGAAUGCUUCAAAAAGCCCAAGACACUGAAUACAUAAAUAUCAAUUGUGUUGAUCCUUUGGGACGUACGGCUCUUUUGAUGGCAAUUGACAAUGAGAAUCUGGAAAUGGUUGAAUUGUUGAUCAAUUAUAAUGUCGAUACCAAAGAUGCAUUGCUUCAUUCGAUUUCGGAGGAAUUUGUUGAAGCUGUUGAAGUUUUGCUCGAUCAUGAAGAUAUCAAUUUUCAAAAUGAAGGAAGUCAUAGUUGGGAAUCAGCUCCUGAGGAUACAUCAACUUUUACACCGGAUGUAACACCUUUAAUACUCGCUGCCCAUCGCGAUAACUAUGAAAUAAUAAAGAUCCUAUUGGAUCGUGGUUCAGUUCUACCAAUGCCACACGAUGUUCGUUGCGGUUGUGAUGAAUGUGUUCAAUCUCGACAAGAGGACUCCCUUCGUCAUUCGAGAUCACGUAUUAAUGCUUAUAGAGCUUUAGCUAGUCCAAGCCUUAUUGCCUUGUCCUCAAAGGACCCAAUUUUAACUGCAUUUGAGCUUUCAUGGGAGCUUCGAAGAUUAAGCUUUUUAGAACACGAAUUUAAAAAUGAAUAUCAAGAAUUACGAAAGCAAUGUCAAGAUUUUGCCACCGCUCUUUUAGAUCAUACAAGGACAUCACAUGAAUUGGAAAUACUGCUCAAUCAUGAUCCCACCGGUCCAGGUUAUGAGCAUGGAGAAAGAAUGCAUUUGAAUCGCUUAAAAUUAGCCAUAAAACUUAGACAAAAGAAGUUUGUUGCGCAUUCAAAUGUUCAACAACUAUUGGCUAGUAUUUGGUAUGAGGGUUUGCCAGGAUUUAGACGAAAAAAUAUGGCUCUUCAAACUUUGGACAUUAUUCGUAUUGGAAGUUUAUUUCCAAUAUUUUCAAUUGCUUACAUAUUAGCGCCGUAUUCAAAUAUUGGACAAACAAUGAGAAAACCUUUUAUAAAAUUUAUAUGUCAUAGUGCGUCAUAUUUUACAUUUUUAUUUCUUCUUAUGUUAGCAUCGCAGCGUAUUGAAACAUUUAUUGGUGGCUGGUUUUGGCAAGAAUCGGCAACUAUAAUUUCUGAAGAAGAAGUGCCAACUAAACGAGGGGCUAAGCCAACUUUUAUCGAAUGGCUUAUAUUGGCAUGGGUUAGCGGACUAAUUUGGAGUGAAGUUAAACAACUUUGGGAUGUUGGUUUGCAAGAGUAUCUAAAUGAUAUGUGGAAUGUAAUAGAUUUUGUUACAAAUUCGUUGUAUGUUGCAACAGUUGCGUUGCGAGUGGUGUCAUUUUUUCAGGUUCAAAAAGAAAUGACAGUAGAUAGAUCUGCUGCGGACUUGCCUCGUGAAAAAUGGGACACUUGGGAUCCGAUGCUGAUAUCCGAAGGGCUUUUCAGUGCAGCUAACAUAUUUAGUUCUUUGAAAUUGGUUUACAUAUUUUCGGUCAAUCCUCAUCUUGGACCACUGCAAGUAUCGCUCUCACGAAUGGUCAUGGAUAUCAUGAAGUUUUUCUUCUUGUACGUUCUGGUGUUAUUUGCAUUUGGAAGUGGUUUGAAUCAAUUGUUAUGGUACUAUGCAGAUCUUGAGAAAAAACGUUGCCCUGAAGUAUCAUCGAAUGCCAUACUCAAUGCUAAUGGAACUGCUGAUCCAAAUGCAUGCAUAGUUUGGCGGAGAUUUUCUAACCUCUUUGAAACAACACAAACACUCUUCUGGGCAGUUUUUGGCUUAAUCGAUUUGGAUAGCUUUGAAUUGGAUGGCAUUAAAAUCUUCACGAGAUUUUGGGGAAUGCUUAUGUUUGGAACAUAUUCUGUUAUUAAUAUCGUUGUACUUCUAAAUCUCCUUAUUGCCAUGAUGAAUCAUUCUUAUCAGCUUAUUUCGGAACGUGCUGAUGUUGAGUGGAAAUUUGCUCGUUCUAAACUUUGGAUUAGCUAUUUUGAAGAAGGAGGAACUUGUCCGCCACCUUUUAAUAUAAUUCCGACACCAAAAUCAAUUUGGUAUGCAUUUAAAUGGACAAGAAGAAUUUUCUGCAGUGGAUCCUCGGCGGCUAGGAGGGAGCAUUUGAAGACAAUUAGGAGAAAGGCUCAACAAGCUAACGAUAGAGACUUUAAGUACCAGCAAAUCAUGAGGAAUCUCGUUAGACGCUAUGUUACUGUCGAACAAAGAAAAGCCGAAUCUCAAGGCGUAACCGAAGAUGACGUAAAUGAGAUUAAACAAGAUAUUUCUGCAUUCCGAUGUGAACUGGUGGAAAUAUUAAAAAACAGUGGAAUGGAUACAAAUGUUUCCGCUGGACAAGGUGGAGUUUGUCCUCUUUUAGGUGGCGGUGGCAAGAAGAACCGUCAAAAGGAACGUCGUCUUAUGAAAGGUUUCAACAUUGCACCGCCAGGUUCAACUGGCUCAUUGGCUCCUGUUGCUGAAUUUUCAACAUCAUUGGAUCAAUAUGAGAGUCAACAUGAAUUAUUGAAUUCCGCACUGACAAACGGGUUGACACCGAAUUUCUUGCAAAAGAAACUCAAUCCAUGUUGUGGAAACUCAGUUUGUGCAACUAAUUUGUUGAAAGAUCCAACCGCACAUGUGCAGGCAAUGAAUAAAUAUAAUAAAUCAACGGUUAAGCCCUAUAAUAAGCGAAUAGCUGGACAAAAAAAGAGAUGGGGUACACUAAUUGAAGCAGCUAAAGAAGGAAACGUUUCGAAAAUGUUGGGUCGUUCAAAAUCGGAAGACUCAGUGUGCAAGUCCAUGCCUCAAACACCUGUUCAUGGAGUCCAUGUUACAUAUGCCCAAAACUGUGGAACUUAUCGUGGUGACUCAACUCCAAGUGAAGCAAGUCCCUGCCAUAGCAAUGGAAGCAUUGGAUCAAACUUCUUUCAUGCUUCAACUGGACUAACUGCAAUAGCUGCUUUGAAAAAGAAACGUAAAAAGUUCUCAUCGAGCAAAAAUAUCAGCCCUGUCACAGAGUCUAUAUCGACGACCACCUCUGAAUCGCUAAAUGAUAAGGCCCUAAAACGCGUCUCCAGCUAUCCAGCUACUACGGGAGAAGCCCCAAGAGAAGCAGCUAAGCCACGGCGUCAUGAGCAAACUCAAAGCCAACACGAUUCCGUCGAAACAUCCUCGGAUUUUACACUCUCCAAUGAAAUACCCAUGGAUCCAUCCAGUACAUCCGUCAAUUCUCGAGAGCCAUUGAUAAGUGCAUCUAGUGUUGCCACCAAUUAAAUAUAAAAUCAAUGAAAAAAAUGAAGCCUCUAAAAAGGAGUAGGAAAUCAAAUUUUAUUAUAAACAAAAUAACCCACACGUAUAAAGCCCACAAAAACAAAUACGCACAACGAAAUCAAACUAAACACACACAUCCAUUUGUUUAUGUAUUAUGUUAAGUCAUUUGCAAUAACAAAUUUUAAAAAAAAUUGCAGUAAAUUCAUAUCUUGAUGUAAACGUUGCCUUAGAAGCUUAGAUAAAAAAAAAUAUAUAUAAUAAUCAAAAUAAAAUAUAAAAUUAGAAAAAAAAAUAAAUAUUAGAACACAAAAAAAAAACGAAGGCAAAAAAAAACAAAUUUAAAUUUAAACUUUUUAGGUGAAAAUACAUAGAAACAAUAAAUAUUUUUAGGGAAAUUAUUAAUUUUAUAUGCGGUGUUUACACUAAACAAAAAUAAUCUAUUUAUUUUUUUGUUUGGUAUAUUUUUAAAAACUUUAAUAACUUUUAUGAAUUCUUUACAAAAAAUGUACUGUCAGUUAAAAUACUUGAGAAAACGGAGGAAUUGAAAUGUUGGACAUUUAUAAAGAAAACAUAAUUGAAUAUUAUUUUAUUUUCAGCAAAAUUGAAUUUUCUGAAAACUGCGUCAAAGUGGUUAGAGAAAACAACAAUUGGCAAUUUUGAAUUUAUCAAACUUAACAGUAAAUUACGUUUUCGAAUUGCAUACCUACAAUAUUUUUCUUCUUUAUAAAACUUAUUUUUUCGCGAGAUCAUUAAAUUUUGCAAAUUACUGCUGGCCAAAAAAGUCAAUAUUUUUCAAUUUUAUCAAUUGAACUGCGUUUUUUUUAAGACCUUUAUUCCUUACUGUCAAAUAACUCAAAUAAUAAAAAGAUCGAACUUUAUACUCUUUGCCAACAAGCAUGUUUUUUAUCAUAAAAUCCAUGGAAUAUGUCCCAAAACAGGGGUUCUGCCUGUAGCGAGGUCGUUUGGACUUGGGGGCAAAAAGAGGGUCCCUUCUAUUCUUGCAAAAUAAUUACUCAUAGAAUGGUUGAGUUCCUAGGCCUUGCUCCUUCAUGCGGUACAGCACAGUGGUGCCUUCGAUCCUUUUUGGAGUCAAAAAUCUUUUGCAUGACAAUUUCUUGACGAAAAGUCAACAUUGAUACACUGAAGGAUAUUGGUAUGGCGAAAACGUUGCCAACUUUUUUUAUUCAAAAUGACGGGCAGAGUAAACGUGGAAAUAGAAUUUUCUUUUUCAAAGCAGUAUUUAAGCUAGAAAUUUAGCUAAAUUGAUAUCAAAAAGGUGGUCGACCUCAGAUUUAGGAAAUAGCAGAACUGUUCAUAUAAAAUGACAAAAUUCAAAGAUUAUGAAAUCAAGGGCCCAAGCACGUUUUCAUGACGUUUCGUUUCUUAUGACAAACAUUUCAAAAAUGAUUUUUCUUUCUGAAAAAACCGAUGUUCAAAAACCAAAUUUAAUUAUUUCAAAAUAUGUACUAUCUUUUAUUAAAAUAUAUAUUUGAUAUUUUUUUUUUUUAUAAAUAAAAAGGUUUCAAUUUCUUUAUUUAUUUAAAACUUGAAUAAUCACAUCAGUAAUUUUUUUUUAUUUAUCAUUUUAAGGACAUGUUUCUCAAUAUCUAUUUUAUUUUAAUUUUAUUUUAUUUACGUUUAAAAUGACUAUAAAGCUCAAAGUAGUUUAUUUGAAAAAAAAAUCAGUUAUUUUGAAACAAGUCCUUAAUCAAGAAAAACAUAUGAUAUAACUAAAAGUAAUAGAGAGCACAAAGAUUGCAGUUUGCACAAAAUUAAAUAAUCGUAGAGAAGUUCUACAUAAAAGUAAAUAAUAAAUGUUAAAGCAAUGAAUCGAUUGAAUAUAUCAGCGAAAAGUAUACUUAUUGUAUUUAAAUAAUA
Molecule: messenger RNA, 5502 nt
Organism: Episyrphus balteatus (marmalade hoverfly)
Lineage: Eukaryota; Metazoa; Arthropoda; Insecta; Diptera; Syrphidae
Gene: Trpgamma
Product: transient receptor potential-gamma protein
Exons: 20
Coding region: 325-3627 (1100 amino acids)
Biological process (GO): regulation of cytosolic calcium ion concentration; calcium ion transmembrane transport; manganese ion transport
Cellular component (GO): cation channel complex; membrane
Molecular function (GO): protein binding; store-operated calcium channel activity; inositol 1,4,5 trisphosphate binding
Source: RefSeq, a predicted model, not a curated record